AUGCUGCGGGAGGAGAGCUUGUUUGAGACGUACGUGCCUUGGAAGCUCAGCUGGCGGCGUUUCGGAGCUGUCGGGGAGCGUGUGAGUUGCUUGGCCGUCGACGAUGCCGGGAGGCGUGGGUAUGCGGUCUACUCACUAAUGCACCAACGGGAGGGCUACCAGGGGAGACGGCUAGGCAGAUUGGCAAGCGGGAGAAGAGGAAGAAGGACAGGGAGGAAGCGGACGGCGAUGACGGAGUCGAGGCGAAAUACCGCAGGCUCCGGACAAAGACAGCGAGUGCUGAGGCAACGGACGGACGAGGACGAGCUGGUGUGGAUCCGGCACCAUGGAACGCCUGGCACGUAG
Messenger RNA from Purpureocillium lilacinum, 345 nucleotides. NCBI's taxonomy places the organism in Eukaryota, Fungi, Ascomycota, Sordariomycetes, Hypocreales, Ophiocordycipitaceae. The record is from RefSeq and is a predicted model, not a curated record.